Messenger RNA from Setaria italica (foxtail millet), 1188 nucleotides. RefSeq names its product monothiol glutaredoxin-S1, mitochondrial. The coding region runs from base 201 to 773 and encodes 190 amino acids. The transcript is spliced from 7 exons. NCBI's taxonomy places the organism in Eukaryota, Viridiplantae, Streptophyta, Magnoliopsida, Poales, Poaceae. The record is from RefSeq and is a predicted model, not a curated record.
ACCACCUCAUCAGCCCGGCCCAUUCACCGCCCUGCACGCACGCCACCGCCUCCGCCGCCGAAGCCGAAGCACGCCGCCUCGACGGAAUCCUCCUUUCUUUGGUGGCCAUCCUCCAUCGUCCUCCCCUCCCUCGUCGGCCGGUGGGCGCAGAGCGGAGAUCGAUCCGGACCUUGAGUUGGCUCCCUCUUCUGCUGGGUACCAUGAAGAGGUUGGUGUCGACCGCCCUCGUCGCGAGGGGGCUUGUCAGAUCGUGCCGCGCGCCAACGACAGCGGCUGUGUCACGACCAGCUUUCCAGCAGUUUAUGAACUACUCAUCAGGACAUGGUGGUGAUGAUCCUAAUGCAACCGGGGAUUCAACUGCAACACAAAUAGCUGCUGAUCGUGAUACACAUCAAGAUUUCAAACCAAUGAGCAAAAGUUCGGACACAUCUUUGCAUGACAUUGUUGCUCAGGAUAUCAGGGAGAACCCAGUUUUGAUCUACAUGAAGGGUUUCCCUGAGUCUCCAAUGUGUGGCUUCAGCGCACUGGCAGUCAAGGUCUUCCAGCAAUAUGAUGUCCCUAUCUGUGGUAGAGAUAUUCUGGGAGAUCUCAGGCUCAAAGAGGCUGUCAAAGCCCACACUAACUGGCCUACAUUUCCACAAAUAUUCAUCAAAGGAGAGUUUGUUGGGGGAUCUGACAUCAUUUUAAGCAUGCACCAGAAGGGGGAGCUAAAGGAUCUGCUUGGUGAUAUCACACAAAGAUAUGGACAAAAGCCGGAUGCUAACGAGCCAUAAAGGAAUCCACGGUGCAUACUUUUUCACUGUGCAAGCUACUUUGUGACAAUAUUAUUCUCAGACAAUCAUUAGGUGACCUUGCAUGCGGUUAUGUGCGGCACCGGAUAUGGAUGUGGUGCCAGGUUGUUUAAUCUGGCAUUCUGGAUGAGACAAAACCAUGAUCGGAGUGUACCGAGUUCUUUGUCAGAAUGAAUAAGUGCCACUACGCAAUUGCAGUUCUUUGGUGCAUUUGUAUAUGGAGCUUUAGUUCAUAGGUUGCGCUGCAUUCCCAUAUUUUGUAAUUCAACUGAACCUGCAAUGACAGAUAUGGCUGUAAAAUGCUUAUGCGAAACAUGUUCUGAAUUCUGCCACCGUGAUCACAUAAACAAGUUGUGAGCUUGAUGAUUACUAUUUACAAAAAAAAAAUCUAUGAUUC